This is a messenger RNA of Clarias gariepinus (North African catfish), 847 nucleotides long. It is a transcript of the gene mrpl35, whose product is annotated as mitochondrial ribosomal protein L35. Gene Ontology annotation, cellular component: ribosome; mitochondrion. The coding region runs from base 53 to 580 and encodes 175 amino acids. The record is from RefSeq and is a predicted model, not a curated record. The transcript has 4 exons. Lineage: Eukaryota; Metazoa; Chordata; Actinopteri; Siluriformes; Clariidae. Gene Ontology annotation, molecular function: structural constituent of ribosome. Gene Ontology annotation, biological process: translation.
GCUGUUUGUCCCUGCUGCGCGCACUGUAGGUCAAAGGUCACAGAGAUUCAAGAUGGCGGCCACCUUGGCUAGGGGACUGUCAGGUGUGGUGAGACCCCUGGCGGUUCUGGGACAGUCGUGCUUGACCGGGGCACUCCGAGCUCCGCAGGCUCUUCCUCGCUUCUGUACAUUCAUUCAGCGACAGUAUGGCAGUAUUCAGCGACCAGCUUCUCUAAAUGCAUGUGGUCUCCAACAGCAGACUCUUCUACAACGAGUCUCUCCUCUUGUCCCAUCACUGAUGCAGCAGCCUUGUAGAAACCUGACCUAUUAUAGUGUGAAGAAGGGCAAGAGGAAGACAGUGAAAGCUGUGGUGCAGAGGUUUCUGAGGCUGCACUGUGGCCUGUGGGUGAGGAGAAAGGCUGGAUACAAGAAGAAGCUUUGGAAAAAGUCAGCAGCCAGAAAGAAGCGUUUAAGGGAACACGUGUUCUGCAAUAAGACUCAGUGUAAAAAAUUAGACAAAAUGACGACGUCCUUUUGGAAAAGAAGAAACUGGUACAUUAAUGAUCCUUACCAGAAAUACCAUGAUAGGGUUAACCUGUAGGCCUCCUAAGCACUCUUACUUGUAUUAGAAAUGUAUUGUUCUGUAAAGAAAACGUUUCUGUGUAAAGUGUGUACGUCCAACUAUUAAGCUCAACAUCCAGAACCACAAUGGGGAUUGAAGAAUCUGCAAAUUUAACAUUACUAAAAAAAUUCAUGCAUGUUGAAAACCAGUGUUUAUAGAUUUGUUCUGGUCGCUGUAAAGAGCUGUGAUUAUUGGAAUACACCUGUAUCAGACUUUGCCAGAAAAUAAAAGAAACUCAAAGAGUCA